This is a messenger RNA of Pelobates fuscus (common spadefoot toad), 966 nucleotides long. Its product is annotated as olfactory receptor 5B21-like. The coding region runs from base 34 to 966 and encodes 310 amino acids. The transcript has 2 exons. The record is from RefSeq and is a predicted model, not a curated record. NCBI's taxonomy places the organism in Eukaryota, Metazoa, Chordata, Amphibia, Anura, Pelobatidae. Gene Ontology annotation, molecular function: odorant binding; G protein-coupled receptor activity; olfactory receptor activity. Gene Ontology annotation, biological process: G protein-coupled receptor signaling pathway. Gene Ontology annotation, cellular component: membrane.
CAGAGAGUCCUUCGUUUAAGGCAAUCAAACAAGAUGGAAAGCUUAAAUCAGACCACAGUGACAUUUUUCAUUCUUAAAGGCAUUAGCGAUGUCCCCAAGCUGCAGGUUCCAAUCUCUCUCCUGGUUCUGCUGAUUUAUCUCAUCACCCUUGGUGGUAACAUGACAAUUCUUAUGCUCGUCUGUUGGGACCCUAAGUUACACACCCCCAUGUACUUCUUCCUGUGUAACCUCUCAUUGUUAGAUAUGAUGUCCAGCACAGCAACCCUGCAUAGAAUCUUUGCAAACUUCUUCUCAGGAAGCAACAAAAUCUCUGUAUUUAGUUGUAUGACUCAAAUUUUUAUGUUUCUAACCUUGACUACUGAUCAGUUGCUGCUACUGACAGCGAUGAGCUUUGAUCGAUAUGUUGCCAUCUGUUACCCAAUGCAUUAUGCCAUGUUUAUGAAUCGGACAGUCUGCACUUUAUUGGCCAUUGCCAGUUGGCUGUUGGGUGUUGUGGAGAUCACACCAAUUUUCUGGACAAUUUCAAGAUUUACUUGUUAUAGAGGCAAUGAAAUCAACCAUUUUUUAUGUGAUAUUAUACCUCUUAUUAAACUAUCUUGUAACGACACGUCUUUUUUGAAGACCUAUCUGUUUAUCGAGGGCUAUUUUGUUGGAUGUCUCUGCCCAUUUCUCUUGACUUUCAUAUCUUAUGUCUUCAUAAUUGUUACAAUUUUAAAGAUUCGUUCCAAAAUUGGGAGGCGUAAAACAUUCUACACUUGCUCCUCCCAUCUCACAGUCGUCGUUUUUCUUUACGCAACCCUUGUUAUUCAGUAUCUCAGGCCAAAUUCAGAAGACACCUUGGAGUCCAAUAAACUAUUUUCUCUCUUCAACACAGCAGCCGUCCCUAUGCUAAAUCCUCUGAUAUACAGCCUUAAAAAUAAAGAUGUGAAGUCAGCAUUAAAACAAAGGCUAAAAAUGUGUAAAUGA